UCGAUAGCUUUUGAACUGUACAAUUCAACGUACCAAGUCAGAAAUGACGCAUCAAAUAUACAUAUGCUCAAGAAGAAGAAACUUCUCUCCUUUCAAGAACGCGGUUUCACUCCUCCCUCCCUCCCUCGAUAUCAUCGACCUUAAAAAAGCAAGGGCUUUCGUUCUUUUGGUUGUCUCUGUUAUCGGCCUAAUAUUCCAUCUCCCUUGAAAAUACAACUAGUUAGCUAGUUAGGGUUUUUGUUUUUGGUCUAACAGGUUCAUCCAACCCCUCUCUCUCUCUCUCUCUCUCUCUCUCUCAUACAAAUCAACCAGAUGUGUCCUCUAAGGUUCAUCUUGUUGUUCUUCUCAGCAAUCCUUGCAGGAUACUUUGCAUGGAGGACGGUUCAUUCUUCUCCCUCCGGAACCGACAUCAUAACCUCCUCACAGCUUGAUUCUACCAACAUUAAUGAAAAUAUGGGAUCAUCCAAACAUGAACAAGAAGCAUUCAAUUUUAAAUUUAUGAUUCAGAAUGGCUUCUGGGUAUUUGUGGACAUGGCCAGCGGGAAAUACUUGUGGAGGAAUUUUAAGGAGAUGAAUGAAGGCAAAGUAAAAUGUGGGAGGUUCUUGUAUUAAGAAAACAAAUGAACACUGCCACGUUGGGAAGGGAUGCUCUCACAAGUAUGACAAAGUGGUAGCAGCGUCAGCACCUAUGUCAACCUUUGAAAUGAUGUCCCGUCAGCAAAUGCAACGACAAAAGUGGACCCACUUCACUCAAGUACAUUGGCAUACAUGGUCACACGCGGAGAAGAAAAUGUAACCAAAGUCCAAGAGAGGAAGUGGAGGGAGUGAGUUCGACGUCAUAGACUCGGAGUAGGCAAUGGAGGAGGAGGAUGCGUCCAGAUUCAUUCCGAACCCCCAAAGUAG
Molecule: messenger RNA, 903 nt
Organism: Malus domestica (apple)
Lineage: Eukaryota; Viridiplantae; Streptophyta; Magnoliopsida; Rosales; Rosaceae
Source: RefSeq, a predicted model, not a curated record